AUGGGUGGCAGAUAUAAAGUUAUUUCAUACAAGGAGCCUGGUGGUAAUCCUUACGUUAAAUCUGAAGCAGAUGCUCUCCAAGUGACUCAAACCUGUUAUCUUGAUUCAAUCAAUCCAAAGGGAGCACAAUACAGAUCCCAAGUUGUUGUCCAUUAUGACACCAAGAUGGAAAAAAUCCUUUACCUGCACAAUAACAGUGUUGAUAUCAAACCAGUUGAAAAAGCAAUGAAGGAAGCAAAGACUGGAAAAGAUUGUUUGAUUGCUCUUAAGAAAGAUCUUGGUGAUUUCCAUGUUGUAGUCCAAGCAAUCAGAUUUGCUGUGACUGGCAAGAUCAAGGAUCCAAACGCACCUAAAAAGAGUGCAGAUAACCACCACAAUAGAACAUUGAAGAUGAAUCAUUUAGAGAGUGAUAUUGUACUGUUAGAUUCUAGUAAUUCUUCUCACUUUAUGUGCGAUAAUUGUUCAACAACAACAACACGACAAUACAAGUAUUAUGAUGAUGGAUUAUAUGAACAAGAACAAACACAUUUAACAUUAAUACCCAAUAAUAUUGAUACAUCUAAUUUAACUAUUGAUAUAACACAAACUAUGAUAAUACACUCCCUUCAAAAUAUUAAAAUUAGUAAUAAUAGUAGCAACGAAAGUAAUAAUAAUAGUACAUUAAAAACAUCUUCCGAAGUCCCUCAAGGUGACCAAAGUAAAACAACAAAACAAAAUCCACCAUCCUCCACAAAUCAACAAAAUACCAACGAAUGUACCAUAAUCGAUCUUGAACAAUCCCCAAAUUUCAAUGACACUAUGAUAGAAGAUGAUGAUAAUUUCGAAUAUAAUGAUGAGUUGAAUUUCCUGAUUUCUAACUUUGAUUUAAAGGAUAAACAAAAUAAAUUUAUGCCAUAUAUUUAUUAA
Messenger RNA from Naegleria gruberi, 906 nucleotides. RefSeq lists its product as uncharacterized. The transcript has 2 exons. NCBI's taxonomy places the organism in Eukaryota, Heterolobosea, Eutetramitea, Acrasida, Naegleriidae. The record is from RefSeq and is a predicted model, not a curated record. Bases 1 to 906 code for a protein of 301 amino acids.